Messenger RNA from Topomyia yanbarensis, 4398 nucleotides. RefSeq names its product DNA-binding protein D-ETS-4 (gene Ets98B). Gene Ontology annotation, biological process: cell differentiation; regulation of transcription by RNA polymerase II. Bases 1472 to 2797 code for a protein of 441 amino acids. NCBI's taxonomy places the organism in Eukaryota, Metazoa, Arthropoda, Insecta, Diptera, Culicidae. Gene Ontology annotation, cellular component: nucleus. The record is from RefSeq and is a predicted model, not a curated record. The transcript has 6 exons. Gene Ontology annotation, molecular function: sequence-specific DNA binding; DNA-binding transcription factor activity, RNA polymerase II-specific.
GCUCAAACACGAUUCGACCAGAGAUGGUUUCGCGUAGGUGCGCGAGUCGCAUACAAAAAGUUGCAAUCUUCGACGUGGAAGAUUGCAUUGUCCGUCGAAGAAAUGGGAAUCAUCAGGUAAUAACAAAACGACAGAUAACAUUUUGCAAUCUCAGUGUGUAUCUUAUUCUCCCGAAAUAACCAGGAAAUGUUCCAUUUCACAUUCGCUUAUCGACCGAAAUUCGGUUUGUUGCGGUUUUUUUUCUCGUCUUCGCACAUUAUCAAUAAAACAAGUAUUUCGGACAGUUCCAGCUCCAGUACGACAAAGUACACUAAACAGACAAGUCAGUCAGCAGUUUUCAAGUGAACCAGACACAAUUGAGGGUAGCAACAGAAGAAAAAAAAAUAUAGCUUCACCCGACUAGCCGACAUGAUAUGUGACCUGCUAGAGGUAAUUAGAACAAUCGAUCGCUCAUUCGCUCGCGUACAAUUUCCAGGAAUUCUCAAGGUGUUGAUGGAAGUGAAGGAACAAUUCCUCAAUUAAGGUGUUACAAUCGGGUGGCGUUUCAAUAUACACGAUGACGUCCGAACUAUUCAAGGUAGAACAGGUGCUGAAUCACCCAGAGGCAAGAUCUAUUUUUAGUCAGCCUCAGGGCUAUAGCUAACCUUUCUCGAUUGCAAAUAUGGCCGGGCCCUCUCGCUACUGCUCUACCGCAAAGUGUCGACCGGCACACGCUCUGUGCUCAUCACACUUAUAGCUUCCAUCACCUGUGUCGUCCCGCUUGUUCGCGGGUCGGAAUUCCCCCAGGGGUACACUCGAAGGAUCGAUGAUUUUUCGUCAAUUCUGAACGGUUGAGGCACGACAUGAAUGCCAAUUUUUUUUCUGGUGGGUUCGAAGCGAUUGCCGAAACCACUGCGGGUGUUGGAAGUGAGAGCCGCAGGAGAUGGGAUUGCGGGGGGUAAAAUCAAAGCCGUCAUCAGCGACGUCGUGCGACUUGCGAGAACAAUGAAAUGAAUUAAUUCAUUUGGCAGGCAGGUUCGCGAAGGUGCCCGGGCACCUCGCUUGUAACUUUUAGCGCGUUAAUAAAUUAGUAGGAAUUCUUGAUUACCGACACCAAUACAGAGAACGUGAACCGGAGGAGGGGAACUGGUUUACCGGCUAGAACAAACUUGAAUGAGGCUGGAACCGGUCGUCAGUCAUAGAUAUGUUACGGAAGACUUUGGACGUAGUUUCGCGAGUGAUCCCUUGACUUACUCCACAGACCGUUCCGGCUGGUGAUUUUACGUCAGACUUCUUUGCCUCGUACGCAGAGCUGUUUGAUCUAUCGCUGUUGACACCGAGUGAUGGCGAGGUACCGCUGAGUCCACAGUCCCAGCAACAGCAGCAACAGCAACAGACGGUGGUUCAAAUCGAAACAAAUCAGUCACUUGACUACAUUCCGGCAACGAUUUUCCACGACGUACCGGCUUCGGUGCAGCAGACAUUGCAGCAAAUGAAACAGGAGAAACCAGCAUCCUGGACGGAAAGCUUGGAGGAAUCUUCAUUGAAAUCUGCCCUGUUGGAACAGCUGCAGUCAGGACCUCAGUAUCAGUACUACACCAACACUCUGCUAAGUCCUCCCCAGGAACAGUACGCGGUCUACCCGCCAUCACCGACACCAUCGAUACCGGAUUUUCAAAGUCUCAGCAUUCCGCAGCCAUCUUCCGGUAACUUUGUCACCAUAAAGCAGGAGUACUGCUCACUCCCUCCAUCGCCACCGGAUUCCAACGGAGCUCCGUCACCCGUACACUGCACCGAAAUUAAGACCGAAUUCGACGCUGAGCCUACCAUCGAUAUUGAUUCCUUGCUUGGCUCACCAAGACAACCGGACGAAGAUAUCCCGAUCAAGCAGGAGUUUCAGAUAUUACGCGAACAUCUCCAGGACACCAGCUUCCAGCGCAAGCAUAACCUGAAACCGCUUGAGCUGGAGUCGCUGAUUGGUGGUUUGACGACCCGUGCCGAUAUCGGCUCGGUCUUUGAACUAGCACUGCAGGAAGUACAGGAUGGAAUUCAGGCUACCUGCAAUGCACUGGGAAUCUCGGCCGAUCCCCGUCAAUGGUCCACCGGCCAGGUUAAGCAGUGGUUGGAGCUGGCGUUGGCCAAGUACAACCUGGCGCCUCCGCUGAAUAUCGCCGUCCUAUUCCCGGAGAGUGGCGAGCAGCUGGCACAGCUCUCGAUCGAUGAAUUCGUCCGGCGCAUACCGCAGGGUGGUGACAAACUACACGGACAUCUCGAGCUGUGGAAGCAAAUCUACCGUUCGACGAUUGUCACAGGCACCUCAUCGUCCGGCCCCGCCGACAUCAUCGCCAAUCUAGCCGCACAGGACUCCAGCUCCCACGAUACGGAGUCGAUGAACGGUGACAACAGCGAUGAUGAGGACGAAGAAAUGCUCCUGGAUAUUCCGACUCCACCGGUUGGACCGUCCACAGCCACAUCACCGCCAACGGGAACGACCGUUGCGGCCGGAUCCUCCACCAGUGCCACCAAACCUCGCCAGGGUGGUUCCCACAUUCAUUUGUGGCAGUUUCUGAAAGAAUUGCUCGGUUCUCCGGAUCAACAUCAGAGUGCUAUACGCUGGAUCGAUCGCAGUAAGGGGGUAUUCAAGAUCGAAGAUUCGGUUCGCGUGGCCCGGCUCUGGGGACGGCGCAAAAACCGACCGGCCAUGAACUACGACAAACUAUCCCGCUCGAUUCGGCAGUACUACAAGAAGGGCAUCAUGCAGAAAACCGAACGAUCCCAACGGUUGGUCUAUCAGUUCUGCCAUCCGUACUCGCUGUAACGGGGCAUACGCCGGGGAUGGGGGUGCAUGUGUUUUCGGAGAGAGAGAGUGUGUUUAUUCGCGCAGGUACCGCGCUGUGAGAUCCAGUCUGUUUGUUGUUUAUUCUAGGCUAUUUUAAGUUAUUUACCAACGUGUGAUUGCGUCCCAGUGAAAGAGAGUAUGUUUGCGAGGAAAAUCUAUCUGGAGAAAUUUUAACCCGUAAUGUUUUGAUUGUACUUCGUAUCGAUCGUAAGCACUGUGGUCGAAAAUUGCCCCAGAAAUAGUUAGAUUUUCCAGCACUUGCUAUCAGCAAGUUUAAUCAUAAGUAUCCAUAAAAUCACUCUUUUGUAUUAUCGCACCAAGUUUCGCCCGGUGGCAAGUGGUAUUAACUUGUCCCGCGGAAGAUAAUAUUCUUAAAAUGAUGUGAUUUACAAAACACCCGCAGGUUUAACUUGUCACCUCGGGGCGCUUAGGCUGACAGUCCGUUAGUAUGACGGAAACUGUCACCGAGCGGAAUCUCUAUCGUCAGGAAUCUCAGUGCGUUAUGUUCACAACUCAGCUUACGGUGAGCCCCCCGCUUGUUCGCACAGCCGCUGGACUCUGCUUCGUCUCACGAACCAGGGAUAUCUGUUCAGGCACUGGGGAAGGUAAUUUCUUCCAGUGCAUGUACACAUUCCGGGACAAGAAACGUAGCGAAUCCUUCAAUUGUCGAAAAGGGGUGUCCUCAGCAGCCGCAAGGAACGAAAUCGAAUAUGACACGAGAUCUGAUCUUUUUAGUUUUUGCUGUAUUGCUUACCGAGCGGUUCAACACUGACGGACCCGCUUACGUCCAGGUUGAUUGGGCAAGGGCCGCAGGUUGGGCGCCGGUAAUUUUGGUCCCAUAUAUCUAUGAUAUAUUUUUAUUGUAAGUUCUAUGAACGAUACAAUUAAGAAUGAUUUCUGUAAUUGAUUUUAAGUUUCUUAUCGCUAGCAGAUAGAUUAUAUUAAGCUUAGGUUCGUAAGUGUACAUAUGAAAUUGUUAGGCUAUCGUUGCAAUAUAGUUUGGUUAGUCGAUCACACCGCUGCAGGGUGGAUCGACAGAGAUUUUUAGUUGGCUAAGAGCUAGAGGUAGAAGUCUUCGAUGAGAAACAAGAGCUCAUUUUCUCAUCGAAGACUUCUCAGCAAACGCACCCAAUAAAACACUCGUUACGAUUUAAGUUCAGUUUUGUAAUGUUUUAUGUAGAUUUUCUUUACCUAUUGUAUUAAAUCGAUACGUUUUUAGUCAUUUAGUAAGGUGGCAGGGUACUGUUCUAGGAGGAUACAAAUUCAAACACAGGAUUUUCAAACACUAGCUGUAAGCACUCCAAAAACGAUUAACCAAUUGUGAUCUAAGUGCCUUAAUCAGAUAUUUGAUAACACAUGUUUUCUAUCUUUAAUUUUAUACUCCGAUCGGCUCACUUCUGUGACAGAUCAGUUUUAUACGCGUGGAAUGCUUUCCGUACUACAAAUUUAUUUCAAAUAAUCACGUGUCACUGGCACUUGUCAACUUGAUAUUUAAGUAAGUGAUUAGAUAUAAAAUAAUCAGUAAACUGUACAUGUAUGUAAAUUUAUUUAUAUAAUGUUAAAUAAACGGUCUAACCAAA